UGUCGAAGGCACACCACUGACUGCAACUUUGUUGACGGCAAAAUGAACUGCACCUGUGAUGCAGGAUAUAUACAAAAGGAUGACAUUUGCGUUGAUGCUUGCAGCGAGUCUAAGCCUUGUCUCAACGGCGGUUCCUGCUCGAAUGGCGUCUGCAGCUGCAAGAAGGGUGUCAGUGGCAAUUUGUGCCAAAUCAUAGUGGCAUGCGACUACGAUCAGCUGUGUGGAGUACACUACGACACCACAUGCGUGUACGAUGUACAGAAAGAGAAGGCGGUUUGUGGAUGUCGGAAUGCGAAUCAAGUGUUUGUCAAUGAUGAGAAAAAAUGCAGAGUUCAAUGCAAGGGUGCAGGUGACUGUCAAAAUGGCGGAGAAUGUAUCAAAAAAGAAGAGGGUCACUUUUGCCAGUGCAAAAACGGUACAAGUGGUGAUUUUUGCGCAUCUGCAGUUUGUGAAGAGGAGUGUUUUGUCGGUGCUUACUGCAAGUAUGAUUUGAAACUACAAAAAUCAUACUGUGAAUGCAAGAAUAAGGACGAUAGGCCUGACCCAAAGCAAAAAGCGUGUAGGAAGACCUGUAAGCUGGAUACGGAAUGUAAGUUCGGAGCCAAAUGCACUGUAUCUAACAAUGAAAAAUUUUGUGACUGCAAGAAUGGGACGAGAGGUAAUUUCUGCGAACAGUGCGAGCUGUGUGGUGACGAUAGUGACGUCACUUGCGUGCAGAUUGUGGGUGGAUCAAUUGCGUGUGUGUGCCAAGAAAAAGAAAAACAAUUUGAUCGUGUGACAAAAACCUGUAGAGUGCCAUGUGAAUCGAACGACGAUUGCUUCUAUUCUUCCGAAUGUUCCGAAAAAAAGAAUUGGUAUGAUGAUACACCUGUUGAGCCGGGUGACAAAAAAUAUUGUCGAUGCUUCAAAGGGACGAGCGGCGAUCGAUGCCAAAUUGUCGAUGACUGCGUUCCGGAAAAGAAGACUUGCGGGGACGGUGAUGACGUUGAGUGCGUGUACGAUACAUUCCGCGAGCGAGCCUACUGUAAGUGCUUCGACGGAGAGAAGGCCUUCCAUCAAAUAGAUAAAGUGUGCAAAGAUUGCAACUGUGGACCAUAUGCAAAAUCAUGUACAUUUGAAGAGGGGAUACAAAUUUGUACUUGUGAUCGAGGCUACUUUCAAAUUAACAAUACAUGCGUAGAAUGUCGAUGCGGUCCUAAUUCACGAAGUUGUAUGAUGCUUUCUGGAGGUCGAAAGAUGUGCCUAUGUGAAAGAGGAUAUGAAGACAAUGGAUCCGAGUGCGAAGAAUGUGAUUGCGGAGCUGAAAGCGACGACUGCAGUUUUGUGGAUGGGAAGAAGAGUUGUAUUUGUUCCCUUCCUACGUAUAUUCAAAACGGAGGUUACUGUGUGCGUAAAUGUGAUGCCACUUUAAGUAAGUGCAGGAACGGUGGCGUAUGUAAUCCGGAAACCCGAUUCUGUGACUGCAAAAAAGGCACCAAAGGAUUUCGUUGCGAGGAAAUCAUUGAUUGCGAGCAGUUCAAUAUUUGUGGAGGAAGUACCGAUUUAACAUGCGUCUACAACGAACUACUUGAAGAAGCCUACUGCAAGUGUGAUAAUGAUUUGUACGAAUUUGAUGAACAGGACAUGAAAUGCAAAGAAUGUGAUUGCGGAGCUGAAAGCGACGACUGCAGUUUUGUGGAUGGGAAGAAGAGUUGUAUUUGUUCCCUUCCUACGUAUAUUCAAAACGGAGGUUACUGUGUGCGUAAAUGUGAUGCCACUUUAAGUAAGUGCAGGAACGGUGGCGUAUGUAAUCCGGAAACCCGAUUCUGUGACUGCAAAAAAGGCACCAAAGGAUUUCGUUGCGAGGAAAUCAUUGACUGCGAGCAGUUCAAUAUUUGUGGAGGAAGUACCGAUUUAACAUGCGCCUACAAUGAACAACUUGAAGAAGCCUAUUGCAAGUGUGAUAAUGAUUUGUACGAAUUUGAUGAACAGGACAUGAAAUGCAAAGGUGCUUUUGGUUCUGGAUUUACUUUCAUGGACGACAACGCGGAGUGUCAUAGAACUAGUAUGGUCAACGAAUUUCUGGAAAUGGAGCAAAUUUGCCGGAUAGAUGGGCCAAGCAGAUCACGUGACUUCAAACCUAUAAUGUAUGUCGGGGACGCCCUCAGGAGGGCUGUUGUAACUCGAAAUCCCUUCCGAGGGCCGUCCAUUGCCUGUGUUGUAUAG
Uloborus diversus is the source of this 2205-nucleotide messenger RNA. Its product is annotated as neurogenic locus notch homolog protein 1-like. The transcript has 12 exons. NCBI's taxonomy places the organism in Eukaryota, Metazoa, Arthropoda, Arachnida, Araneae, Uloboridae. Gene Ontology annotation, molecular function: nucleic acid binding. The coding region runs from base 43 to 2205 and encodes 720 amino acids. The record is from RefSeq and is a predicted model, not a curated record.